Linum trigynum is the source of this 471-nucleotide messenger RNA. The record is from the annotation of a GenBank genome assembly. NCBI's taxonomy places the organism in Eukaryota, Viridiplantae, Streptophyta, Magnoliopsida, Malpighiales, Linaceae.
AUGGCCUCCAACGAUCCGACUGGUCUCCAGAGUGACCGGAGGCGGGAGCAGAGGGCAGCAAAGCCAAUUUUACAACCAAGGAGCCUCACCACCAGUGUGCGUUGCCAUGGUUCGCAUAUCUUGUUCUUGAAGGACGCAGAAACUCUAAGGGCUGGCUCCCCGUUCCGCUCGCCCGGGAUAAGAUCGUGCUCUCCGACCGGAGUCCAAAGGUUGGCAAUUGAGUUCUGUGGGUUCGUGUUUUUUUGGCCCAGCACCGCAUUAACGUACGAGGUCGGCGGCUGCAUCACCACUGGCGACGAAGAGACCUCCACAGCCAUGUCUGUCACUGGGGCGACCGCCUCUAUACUUGAUUGGUUCGCCGCAGAGCAGGAGAGAGUGAUAGCCGAGUCCGGAGGCCGUCCUGGCGGCGAAAGGUCCGGCACCGGAAGAGCGCUACCAGCUAUAGAAUUCGAGAGCAUCGUUUUUUUCUAA